Messenger RNA from Sesamum indicum (sesame), 1812 nucleotides. Its product is annotated as cytochrome P450 CYP749A22. Gene Ontology annotation, molecular function: oxidoreductase activity, acting on paired donors, with incorporation or reduction of molecular oxygen; monooxygenase activity; heme binding. The record is from RefSeq and is a predicted model, not a curated record. Lineage: Eukaryota; Viridiplantae; Streptophyta; Magnoliopsida; Lamiales; Pedaliaceae.
UGACUGAAUAUAAGAUUUGUUCUAUACUAGGUAAUCAGUUGAAGUAAGAUGACUAUUCUUGUAAGCAUAGUGAUCCUUCUUGCUAGCUCUUUGUUCAUUUACAUCCUGCUAACUCUGAUUGGAUUGAUUAAGAAAGUAUGGUUGAAUCCAAUCCGAGUACAACACCUGAUGAGGUCACAAGGAAUCAAUGGCCCUUCAUACAGGUUUCUCCAUGGAAACACAAAGGAGAUCAUCAGCAUGAAGAGAGAGACUAUGGGAAAAGCCAUGGAUGAGAUAUCACAUGAUAUAUUCCCAAGAGUUCUGCCUCAUGUACAUUCAUGGGCAAAGUUAUAUGGUGCAAAUUUCCUCAACUGGUAUGGUCCUCAAGCUCAACUGGUUGUCACUGAAGCAGAACUUGUUAAAGAAAUUCUAAAUAAUAAAGAUGAAAAUUACCCAAAAAUCGACCUUGAAGGGUACGCAAAGAAGCUACUGGGAGACGGGCUCUCGUCAUCAAAAGGCCAGAAAUGGGCAAGGAUGAGAAAACUCGCCAACAGUGUUUUCCAUGCAGAGAGCCUGAAAAAUAUGAUUCCUGCAAUGAUCACAAGUGUGGAGACAAUGCUAGAGAAGUGGAAGGAAUAUGAAGACAAAGAAAUUGAGGUAUUUGAAGAGUUCAGAAUACUGACAUCAGAAAUCAUUUCCAGGACAGCUUUAGGCAGCAGUUACAUGGAAGGGAAGAACAUAUUUGAUAUGUUGAUGAAGUUAACGUUGAUAGUAUCCAGAAAUGCUCACAAAAUUAAGUUUCCUGGGAUUAGUCUAUUCUUGAGGAGCAAAGACGAAAUCGAGUCAGAGAAACUCGGGCAAGGCAUACGGGAUUGUGUCGUGCAGAUAAUAACGAAAAGGGAAACGGGAGAAACAUUUAGAACUGAUUUUCUUGGAAAGCUCUUGGAAGCUAAUCAGGACACAGAUGAAAGAAAGAGGAUUUCAGUGGAAGACAUAACCGAUGAAUGCAAAACAUUCUACUUCGCGGGACAUGAAACAUCAACAUCAUCGCUCGCAUGGACUAUUCUUCUUCUAUCUGUGCAUCAAGAAUGGCAAGAUAAAGCAAGGAACGAGGUGAUUGAAUUGUUUGGCCAAUCCAAACCUAAUCCUGAUGGCAUAGCAAGGCUAAAAAUUUUGACCAUGAUCAUCGAAGAAUCUCUGAGACUUUACUGUCCAGUGCCAGCCAUCAAAAGAAAGGUCGAGAAGGAAGUUAAACUCGGAAAGUUAACUCUACCACCUCAAACAGAGCUGUACAUUUCGCAAUUGGCGCUGCAUCAUGAUCCCAAUAUAUGGGGAGAAGAUGUUCAUCUUUUCAGACCGGAAAGGUUCGAACAAGGCAUUGUCAAGGCGACUAACAAUAAUCCUGUCGCAUUUUUGCCAUUCGGGUUCGGACCAAGAACUUGUGUCGGAUUAAACUUUGCAAUGACGGAAGCAAAAAUAGCACUUUCGAUGAUUCUGCAGCGCUACAGGUUGAUCCUUUCACCAACUUAUAUUCACUCUCCGGUUCAGGUUUUCAUGGUUCGUCCACAACAUGGAGUUCAGGUCAUUCUCCAGAAGAUUUGACGGGGCUUAAUUCGUCUUGGAAUUGUAUUGUGGGAGUGUGAAUAAUGUUGUACAUCCAAUAAGAAUAAUUUUUUAUCAUAAUCUUUCUUACUUUUCAUGUAAGAAAUCGGGCUGGGAACUAACAAUUGUGAGGCCUAAAUCUUACUAUUUGAGAGCAAGUUUCGAUUAAGUAUAAUCAUCAGUUAUGUAAUAACUUAUGCUCGUAAUUUGCAUGUUGUAUCCUAAAUCCAA